Molecule: messenger RNA, 351 nt
Organism: Prunus armeniaca (apricot)
Lineage: Eukaryota; Viridiplantae; Streptophyta; Magnoliopsida; Rosales; Rosaceae
Source: the annotation of a GenBank genome assembly
AUGAAUUCACGUGGGAAGGCUAUACAAAAUUUCUUCAAUGAUGAUUCUGAUGAUGAUGACCUUCAUCAACAGAGGGUUGCAAUGGUUGUUCAACACCAUACGUUUUUGCUGGAGCAAUAUGCUCAACAAUCCAAACAUGGUGGUUCUGUUGUAGGACGUGAAUACAAGAAUCGGAAGAGAGAAAAACAUCAUAAGAGUCUCAUGGAGGACUACUUCUGUGAAAGACCACUUUACCCCCCAGUGGACUUUCGCAGGCGGUUCCGCAUGAGAAGAGAGCUUUUCUAUCGCAUCUUGAAUGAUGUUGUUGCACAUGAGCCAUACUUUACCCAGAAGAUAGACGCUUGCAGAUGA